AUAUCCCUGUCUAUCUAUGGUUUUAUCGUGGGUGGGUUGUGUUGUGUAUCUGCACGAUACAAUUUUUUUUUCUCAGUAAAACUAAAUAAUUCAUGUAUUAGACCUAUAUAUAUAUUGUGAUAUUUAAUUAGGUGGCUCUAUAUUAUUUAUUAUAUUUGGUUAUUUACCUUAUUGGUUCCUGAUCUUCUUGAAAUUUGAGAACACUUUAGAGGAUCCAACAAAAAAAAACUUAAAAUGGGCGCAAAAUCACUAGCACUAUCAUUUCAUGUAAAAGCAGAAUGUAAAGUAUCCAAAGCUCGCACUGGGCUGAUGAAGUUGCCUCAUUACGAAGUUAAAACUCCUGUAUUCAUGCCUGUUGGAACGCAGGGAACAAUGAAAGGACUUUUACCUGAUCAACUUGAAAAUUUGGACUGCGAGAUAAUACUAGGCAAUACCUAUCAUUUAGGGAAUAGGCCAGGAACAGAAGUCUUGACAAAAGCUGGUGGACUUCAUAACUUCAUGGGUUGGAACAGGGCACUGCUGACAGACUCUGGAGGUUUUCAAAUGGUAUCACUUCUCAAAUUAGCUGAAAUAACUGAAGAGGGUGUCAAAUUUAGAUCGCCCUAUGAUGAUUCUGAGAUCAUGUUAACUCCAGAGAAAUCUAUUGAAAUUCAAAAUUGUAUAGGUGCUGACAUCAUUAUGCAGUUGGAUGAUGUUGUUCAGACAACAUUCCAAGAUUAUGACCGUAUAAAGGAAGCUACAGAAAGGACAAGCAGAUGGCUAGAUCGCUGUCUGGCUGCACAUCAGAGGCCUACAGAACAAAGCAUAUUUCCUAUAGUUCAAGGAUUGCUAAACCCAGAAUUAAGAUCUCAGAGUGCAAAAGAACACAUGACCAAGGAUGUCAAUGGAUUUGCCAUUGGAGGUUUAAGUGGAGGUGAAGCUAAAGAUGACUUCUGGCCAAUGGUCAGCUUGAGCACAGGAAUACUUGACAAUAAUAGGCCCAGGUAUCUGAUGGGCGUUGGUCUGGCAAUAGACCUUGUAGUCUGUGUUGCUCUUGGAGUAGAUAUGUUUGACUGUGUUUUUCCUACCCGCACUGCAAGAUUUGGCUGUGCUCUUGUUUCAAAUGGUCAAUUGAAUUUAAAACAAAAACAAUAUGAAGCAGAUUUAAAUCCCAUUCAAAAGGAUUGCACAUGUUCAACUUGCAAAAACUACACUCGGGCAUACUUGCAUAGCAUAGUGACAGUGGAAACUGUUGCUUGUCACCUUCUCUCAGUGCAUAAUAUUGCUUAUCAGAUGAACCUAAUGAGAUCCAUGAGAGAAAAUAUUGAAAACGGGACAUUUCCCCAGUUUGUCCAAAAGUUUGUUAGUGAAUAUUUCACCGAUUGUGAGUACCCAAAAUGGGUUAUUGAAUCAUUAAGUUCAGUUGGAAUAAACUUGGUUAAAAACUAUUCAACUGUUUCCUUGAAGCUGUUCCUUCCAUUAUUAAGUUAGUCUUACAGAUAAAGAAUAAUUAAAUGAAGGUAAAUAUGAUAAGCUAUUCAAUCAGAGACACUAACUACUCUUUGAAGAUCUCAGAAAUAAAAGCUGGAAGUAACACCAGCUUAAUAUUCUAAGGCCCAAACAUGUGGCUCAUGGAACUAAAACAAAUGAUAACCAAAAAGCAUAUAAAUAAAAGUCCUCUGUUUUAAAAAGUGUUGUAAAUGUUUAUAUUAUUGCAGUAUUACAUAAAGUCAUCAGAGUCAUUCCCAUCAUAGUUAGUAGACAUGUUUUCUGGUUUCAUUAGAGUGGAGUAACUUCUUAACUCUGCCUCCUCCUUCUUUCUUUUUUCUUCUUCCUUUUCCUUAUCUUUCUUUUCUCUUAAAAGUUUCUUCUUAUCUUCUCUUUCUAAUCUGUCUCUAGUUUCUCUUUCUAUUC
This is a messenger RNA of Helicoverpa zea (corn earworm), 1893 nucleotides long. RefSeq names its product queuine tRNA-ribosyltransferase catalytic subunit (gene Tgt). The record is from RefSeq and is a predicted model, not a curated record. The transcript is spliced from 6 exons. Gene Ontology annotation, molecular function: tRNA-guanosine(34) queuine transglycosylase activity. Lineage: Eukaryota; Metazoa; Arthropoda; Insecta; Lepidoptera; Noctuidae. Gene Ontology annotation, cellular component: cytosol. The coding region runs from base 235 to 1470 and encodes 411 amino acids.